This is a messenger RNA of Westerdykella ornata, 1659 nucleotides long. Its product is annotated as MFS peptide transporter-like protein Ptr2. Lineage: Eukaryota; Fungi; Ascomycota; Dothideomycetes; Pleosporales; Sporormiaceae. Gene Ontology annotation, biological process: transmembrane transport; oligopeptide transport. The annotation marks the transcript as partial. Gene Ontology annotation, cellular component: membrane. Gene Ontology annotation, molecular function: dipeptide transmembrane transporter activity. The record is from RefSeq and is a predicted model, not a curated record. The transcript is spliced from 5 exons.
AUGCCCACGGAGGAGGAACUUCACACUCUGCGUCGUGUCUCGGGAAAGAUACCCUGGCUCGUCCUCACCAUCGCCUUCGUCGAGCUCGUCGAACGCAUGUCCUACUACGGAACCAUCGCCGUAUUCACUAACUUCAUCCAAAAGCCGAACCCGGGCACUGCGACAGGACGCCCGCUCGAUCCCAAUGACAAGGAAGCGCAGCCUGGAGCUCUGGGAAUGGGACAGCAAGCUUCCACCGGUAUUAGCAACUUCAACAAGUUCUGGGUAUACCUAAUGCCGCUUCUGGGGGCCUACAUUGCGGAUACAUAUCUCGGCCGCUUCAAGACGAUCGUAUAUGCGUGUAUCAUUGCGGAGGUGGGCCACAUUAUCCUCACUGUGUCCGCCGUUCCCGGCGUGAUGGCGAGGCCGCAUACGUCGCUUGGUGUCUUCAUCCUCGGACUGAUCUUCAUGGGCGUGGGGACCGGGUUCUUCAAACCAAAUAUAUCGCCGCUUAUUGCGGAGCAGGUUCCCCAGGAGGUUAUGCACGUGAAGACGACGGAAAAGGGAGAGAGGGUUAUUGUGGAUCCAGCCAUUACGACGAGCCGUAUCUACAAUUACUUCUACCUAUUUAUCAACAUUGGAGCAUUGGUUGGCCAGGUGGGGAUGGUUUAUGCAGAGAGAUACGUGGGCUUCUAUCUCUCAUUCCUAAUCCCGACCCUCUUCUUCUUGUUGUGUUUUCCAGUCCUCCUGUUCUGCCGUACGAGAUACAUUCGGCACAAACCCGAAGGAAACGUCCUGCUACCCGCAGUUAAACUACUGUUCCUCGGAUUGAAAGGCCGGUGGCAUCUUAAUCCAGUCCGAAUGUGGAGGCAUUGGCAUGAUGGCACGUUCUGGGAGUGUAUCAAACCCAGUUACUUUGGAUCGACGCGGCCAUCCUGGAUGGACUUCGACGAUGCAUGGGUAGAUGAGGUGGCGCGUGGCUGGUCCGCUUGCUCGGUCUUCUUGUGGUAUCCUCUGUACUGGAUCACUUACAACCAGAUCGAGAACAAUUUGACCAGCCAAGCCUCCACCAUGAAGCUGGGCGGCGUUCCGAAUGACAUUAUCAGCAACCUCAAUCCUUUCGCCAUUAUGAUUCUCAUCCCGCUCAUGGAUACCGUUGUCUAUCCUGCGCUUCGACGAGCUGGGGUCCGCUUCACUCCUAUCAAGAGGAUCACCUUCGGCUUCUUCUUAGGCACUGCGGCCAUGGUAUACGCCUGCGUCCUGCAGUUCUAUAUGUCCGUCACUCUUGGCUCUCCCUGUCUCGACUGCAAAUCCCCCUUGACCAUAUGGCUCCAAACCCCCAUCUACAUCCUCAUCGCAGCCUCCGAGAUCCUCGCGUCCAUCACGUCGCUCGAAUACGCCUUCACCAAGGCCCCCAAGAAUAUGCGCUCCCUCGUCCAAGCGUUCGCGCUCUUCAUGUCUGCGAUUUCGGCCGCGCUGGGGUUUGCCCUCGUGGCGUUGAGCAGGAAUCCAUUGCUCGUCUGGAAUUACGGGACCGCUGCUGUGGCGAGCUUCCUGGGCGGAUGCGCGUUUUGGUGGUGUUGUAGGGGGUUGGACGAAGUGGAGGAUCGGCUGAAUAUGCUGCCGAGGGGAAGGAUGGGGGUGACGGAGGAGAUGGAGAUGGAGGUCAGGGGAAGGAAG